AUGGCCGACUUCAAAGAUCCUGAGAAGCAGCCCUAUGAUGACAACGGCAUUCAUACUACUACCUCCUUUGCGCAGGGGACUCAUCGCCGCGCGUCCAUCACCGAUGCUGUCUUCGGAGAAAUAAAUGAAGAUGGUCCAAACUACCGUGCUGUUGGCUGGAAAGGAACAGCUGUACUGAUGCUAAAAACACAAAUUGGCCUUGGCGUCCUGUCUAUCCCAUCGGUCUUCCAUAGCCUUGGCUUGAUUCCUGGUGUGAUUGUUAUCUUGAUCAUCGCUGCAAUGACGAGUUGGUCCAACUACAUUAUCGGGGUCUUCAAAUUGCGCCAUCCGGACGUAUACGGCAUUGACGACGUUGGUCGUAAGCUGUUUGGUCGCGUUGGUUACGAGGUAUUCGGCAUUACAUUCGCGCUCUACUGGAUCUUUGUCGCAGGCUCUGGAAUGUUGGGUAUCUCCACCGCGCUAAACGCUCUUUCGUCCCACGGUGCUUGCACCGCCAUCUUUGUUGCUGUCGCCGCUAUUGCUGGGUUUUGUCUUGGCAGCAUUCAGACUUUGGGAAAGAUUUCCUGGCUCGCCUGGAUUGGUGUAGUUAGUAUCCUCAGCUCAAUCUUGAUCUUGACAGUAUCAGUUGGUGUUCAAGAUCGUCCAGCUGACGCGCCUCCAACCCCUGGACCUUUCCACUCUGAUUACGAAUUAUUUGGCUCUCCCACGGCAGCCGACGCAUUCGCAUCGAUCUCGUCCAUUGUUUUCGCCUACGCAGGAACUCCAGCUUUCUUCAACAUCGUGUCUGAGAUGCGCGAGCCCCGGCAUUACACCAAAGCUCUCAUUGUCUGCCAGGGUACCAUGACUGCAGUUUACAUCGCCAUUGGGUGUGUAGUCUACUACUAUUGCGGGUCUUACGUGUCUUCUCCCGCUCUUGGAUCCGCUGGACACCUCAUGAAGAAAGUCUGUUACGGCAUCGCCUUGCCCGGUCUGCUUGUCAGUACCACUUUGUUUGUACAUUUCGCGGCCAAGUACUUCUUCAUGCGAAUUCUCCGCAACUCCCAACAUCUAACUCGAAACACCCCAACACAUUGGAUUACCUGGAUUAGCUGUACUGCCGGUAACGCUAUUGUCGCUUACGUCGUUGCCAGCGCCAUCCCUGUUUUUGGUGGACUUGUUUCGCUCGUUGGUGCUCUUCUCGGUACUUUGAUGUCGAUUCAGCCUAUGGGUUGCAUGUGGCUCUAUGACCACUGGCGCGAUGCCAGGACCGGAAAGUGGAUGUUCAUGGUUGGCUGGUGUGCUUUCAUGAUCAUCGGAGGUUGGUUCCUAACUAUUGCUGGAACCUAUGGGUCUAUUGUUGGCAUUAUCGACAGCUACAACGCAUCUGGCGGAUCAGCUGCCUGGAGUUGCGCUGACAACUCCAAUUCGUCAUGA
Messenger RNA from Ascochyta rabiei, 1413 nucleotides. RefSeq lists its product as uncharacterized. The transcript has 3 exons. The coding region runs from base 1 to 1413 and encodes 470 amino acids. NCBI's taxonomy places the organism in Eukaryota, Fungi, Ascomycota, Dothideomycetes, Pleosporales, Didymellaceae. Gene Ontology annotation, molecular function: amino acid transmembrane transporter activity. The record is from RefSeq and is a predicted model, not a curated record. Gene Ontology annotation, biological process: amino acid transmembrane transport. Gene Ontology annotation, cellular component: vacuolar membrane.